Messenger RNA from Lycium barbarum (goji berry), 1123 nucleotides. RefSeq lists its product as uncharacterized. The record is from RefSeq and is a predicted model, not a curated record. Lineage: Eukaryota; Viridiplantae; Streptophyta; Magnoliopsida; Solanales; Solanaceae. The transcript has a single exon. The coding region runs from base 228 to 929 and encodes 233 amino acids.
AAAAGCAGCUCAAAAGCAUAGGCAAGAGGAUAGGGGAAUAUAAAAAUAGUCAGACGAUAAGUAAAAGAUAAGCUUUCUUUCUUUCUCCAUUAACUUUAAAUAAAGCUACUUGCACUACUUUUUAACAAUGCUGCAUGUCAAUAUGGAACUUGCCUACCAGAGUUGGUUCUAAGAGCUUAUUAUUUGCAAAGCCUCUUUGUUUCUGGAUUUCGCUCUGUUAUUGAACUAUGGAUUCUCUUCAAAUGAAGAAAAUUCAAGCCAUCAACAAGUACAGGAAACAGCGGCUUCUCAACAACCUCAUGUUCUAUUCUUUCACUGCAUUGACUUCCAUUUUAUUACUCUCAAGUCCUCUUUGGUAUCCUCUUCUUUGUGCUUUCCUUAAAUCCCUUUUCUUUGACUCUCUUCCCAAAAUUUGCGCACUAUUUUUCAGUUCUAAGUGCAUCUUCAUAGUUGGGAAUAUCAUAAUCAUAUUUCUUGUUGGAGAAUCUAAGAUCUUCAAAUCAAGAUCCUCUUCUUCUUUACCAUCUAAUGUACUGAAACAGAACUAUACAGCAGAGCAAGAAAAUGAAGAGAAGGGUCAGAAAAACUUUAUCUUUCUUGCUGGAGAGACCAAGAUUUCUAGAUCAAGUUAUUCUUGUUCUUUACCCUUUAUUGUAAAUUUGAAACAUGGGGAGCAAGAAGAGGAACUUUGUGGAUAUGUUGAUGAAGAAGAGAAGGACCAGAAAGGUGUUAAUCUUGAAAGUGUGAUGGAUGGAAUUAUGGGAAACUACUGCACCAGCAAAUGCAGAGAUAAUGAAGAAUUAGAGAAGGAAGAGAAAUUUCAGGAGUACAAAUUUGGUACAGAGCCUAAUGAGUUAAGCAAGAGAGCUGAUGAUUUUAUUGCGAGGGUCAACAAGCAAAUUAGGCUUGAAGCUGGAUCCAUGAUUUAGGCCAGCAUUCAGGGAGUAGUUAUAUUUUCCCAUUGUAAUGCCUCUAGAGUUCAACUUCUGUAGCUAACUUGCAUUAUUUCUUCCUUCAGGAACUAAUGCAAAGAAAUAAUGCAAAUGUAAAAUCUGUCCAAACAUGUUAAUGUGUGAACAUUCAGUGUAGAGUAGUACUCAUGUUUUUUUUUUCUUUUCUUUUU